Messenger RNA from Fusarium pseudograminearum CS3096, 1542 nucleotides. RefSeq lists its product as uncharacterized. Gene Ontology annotation, molecular function: epoxide hydrolase activity. NCBI's taxonomy places the organism in Eukaryota, Fungi, Ascomycota, Sordariomycetes, Hypocreales, Nectriaceae. Gene Ontology annotation, biological process: epoxide metabolic process. Bases 1 to 1542 code for a protein of 513 amino acids. The record is from RefSeq and is a predicted model, not a curated record. The transcript is spliced from 3 exons.
AUGUCGCAGGAACAACAGCAACAGCCCGGUGACUCCGGCGAAGAGAUUCAGCCUUACCGCAUACAUGUAUCGAGCAAAUAUUUGGACAUUACGCGUCAGAAACUAGAGCUUACUCGACUACCUCAUGAGCCGUCUUCUAAAGAUUGGUGGGAGCCAAAGCCUCAAGUUGAAUCCCUAGUCGAUUUCUGGCAAGAAUCAUUCGUGUGGCGGGAUCACGAAGAGGAGCUGAACAACACACUUUCACAGUUCAGAACCAGCUUCCAGGUUUCCACACCGCCAACACCUGUCCGGAUUCAUUUCAUCCACGCUCGCUCACCUCAUGCAAAUGCUAUUCCUCUUCUCCUCAUACCGCCUUUUCCUCUAACUAACCUUUCACUUGGUCAUCUCGUUCAGCCACUCAGUGACCCUGAAGAUGCUGGGGUCGCCCAGCCUUUUCAUGUCGUGAUCCCAUCAUUGCCUGGGUUGGGGUUCAGUGACACCCUACCCUCCAGUGCUCCUCCAAUUUCUACAGCGGCUAAAGUAUUGGAUGACUUGAUGAGAAGGUUGGGCUAUGAACACUACAUUGGCAGCAACGCCGGAUCUGCUUCGAUUUCCCCAGCUGGAAUUGACUGGAAACUGGCCCGGCAUCUUUCGAACAACUUUCCAGAAUCUUGCUUGGGAUUCCAUAUGAUCGCACCUCCUCUAACAUCCCCUACACUUUCAGCUUCAGCAAGCGAAUGGCUUAAGUGGAAAGUGGCCCGUAUCCUAAACUCUCCGGUUCUUGGAUACACCAAGGACGAUAUCACGGCUACACAAAAGCGGAAGACGUUGCGACUGAACAAGAAAUCUGCAAUCAAUCUGGGACAAGGUGAUCGCAGCGAUUACGAGCCCAACACCCUCUCUUAUGCCCUAUGCGACUCGCCUACCGGCCUGCUCCUAUAUGUGCUGAAGGUUCUUCGCACCUUAGGCCCCAAGAAUGAGCUUUCAGAAAAGGACAUCAUCACACUCACUUGUCUUAUUUGGCUGCCUGGCCCCGAAGCUGCUCUCCGAUUCUGGGCACAGUGUGCUUCAGACAUUGAGCCCGUGGAAGGAAAGAAACAUGCUAAGAAACCCAAGGUGGCCAUUAGUGUGUUUACUGGCGACGAAGACCAGAGCAAGGAGCAAAAACUACUGCCUCGACCUAGAAAAGUAAGCUAUGCUUGCCCCGCCUGGGCGAACAAGGACUACCAGGUGGUGCAUCUGAACCGAGCUUCUGGAACUCCCGGAUUCUUAGCAUGGGAUCGACAAGAUGUGAUUCUGGAUGGAGUGCGCGGUCUGGCAAAGGCAAUUCUGGAAAAGGACACGAGGAUGAAGGCUGCAGAACAACCUGGAGCAACGCUUCAGGACCAGCUUGAAACACAAGACGGCCGUAUUGCUCAGGCAGAUCUAUCUGGAACCACCAUGCAGGAACCAAAGGCCAGUCCCAGCGAGGGCCCAGCUAAGCAGGAACUACAAAAACUGGUGGAGGACGAGGAUCAACAUCUGGCUCCUCCACAAGCGACCUCGCAGGGUGUCGCUCACUGA